This is a messenger RNA of Rhipicephalus sanguineus (brown dog tick), 3716 nucleotides long. RefSeq names its product 14-3-3 protein epsilon (gene 14-3-3epsilon). The coding region runs from base 177 to 947 and encodes 256 amino acids. Gene Ontology annotation, biological process: signal transduction. The transcript is spliced from 5 exons. The record is from RefSeq and is a predicted model, not a curated record. Lineage: Eukaryota; Metazoa; Arthropoda; Arachnida; Ixodida; Ixodidae. Gene Ontology annotation, cellular component: cytoplasm.
GUGCGGCGACGCGGAGUAACUUGUCGUUCGUGGCGGCAAAGUGUUGUUAGGCCUGGUGAUACCGGGAGGUGGAGCAGACCUUUUUUUUUUGCUCCGUGUGGGUGCAUUUGAAGAGCGUUCCAAGUUAUUCCAAGCCCGCACACAACUCGGUCAGCUCCUUUUCUUCCUAGUUCGCCAUGGCCGAGAGAGAAGACAACGUGUACAAGGCCAAGCUAGCGGAACAAGCCGAACGAUAUGACGAGAUGGUUGAGGCUAUGAAGCGGGUGGCGUCCCUGGACGUGGAGCUAACCGUUGAAGAGCGCAACCUCCUGUCAGUGGCGUACAAGAAUGUGAUCGGUGCGCGCCGUGCCUCCUGGCGCAUUAUCAGUUCCAUCGAGCAGAAGGAAGAGAACAAGGGAUCGGAGAGCCGCCUCGACAUGAUCCGCCAGUACCGGAUACAGGUUGAGACGGAGUUGAAAGAAAUCUGCCAGGACAUUUUGGAUGUCUUGGACAAGCACCUUAUCCCCACUGCCUCUACUGGUGAAUCCAAGGUGUUCUACUACAAGAUGAAGGGGGACUACCACCGCUACCUGGCCGAGUUUGCAACGGGCAACGACCGCAAGGAGGCAGCCGAGAACAGCCUGGUGGCGUACAAAGCGGCCAGCGACAUCGCCAUGACGGAGCUGCCGCCCACACACCCGAUCCGGCUGGGCCUGGCGCUCAACUUCUCGGUCUUCUACUACGAGAUCCUCAACUCGCCCGACCGGGCCUGCCGGCUGGCCAAGGCAGCUUUCGACGAUGCCAUCGCCGAGCUGGACACCCUUAGCGAGGAGAGCUACAAGGACUCCACGCUCAUUAUGCAGCUGCUCAGGGAUAACCUCACCCUCUGGACCUCCGACAUGCAGCACGACGGUGAAGGUGAACAGAAGGAGCAGGCACCAGAGGUUGAAGACCAAGACGUUUCGUAAGAGUGGCACUAGGCUUUCUCUCUACAAGGAAUGUGAGCAGCAACAGCAGCAGCCGCAGAUGAAGAAGAAAGGGGGGGGGAAACCAGUGGUGGAUCAAGUGAUCUGUCUUUGCGACUAGUAUGUGCUUGUUAGUGACCUAAAAUGCUGCAGGAGUCUGUCCCCCCUUUUAAUUUUAUUUUUUCUCCGUGUUUUCUAAAAAAAAAAAGUUCUUGACGACGCGCAUAAAUAAGCUUCUUCCGAAAUCGAAAAAAAAAAGUUUGCAUUUUAGCCGGUCUUUUUUUUUUUUUUUUUUCCUUCACGUUACAGUAGAGGAAUCUUUCGGUCCUUUUUUGGCCCCAUUGCACGCAGUGUCCCCAUUUUGGCUGCCGCCGCGUCGGACCUGGCUUGGCCGCCGGGCAUUUUACUUAGCGUAGCAUUCUUGUAACCGGGCCUUGACCAAUAAAAAAAAAAAAACGCUUUGGAUGGUGUGACGGCAGAGCAGCCCGAAAGACGGUGCGUGCACGGCGUUUGGCCUCGGCAUCGUAGUGGGCUUUGCCCAAGUUGCAUAGUCGCGCCGCGGUCGGGAGGUGCCUCCUUGCUUUUCGGGAUGUGGUCCGCGAGCCACCUUUUUCUGUUUAAAGUCUUCUCCACUGCAACAUUUGCAAGGUUCACACGUUUAGUGAGGUAUUGUUUGGUGUUCAGCUUGUUGAGGGGAUAGAUGGGGUAUAUGUUUUUUUUUUUUUUAGUCCCAUGGGGCAAGUCUCGGUUGUUUUUGAGGUUCCACCCCCCUCUAUUCUGGCUUUAGGAGCUUGGGCACGCAUCUGGCACAGCCGUUUUUGGGACUCUUUGCCGCCGUCAUUUUUUUUUUUUUUUUUUGUCUGGGUGAUGUGAACGAGAAUCUCUGUUGAGUUCCUUAGUCCGGAAUGGUUUUGCCGAGACACGUUAGUAAAGCGUGCCCUUUUGUGUUUCGACAGUGCUGCUUUCCAAACUAGUUUUGGCUAAAUAGGGAGAGAAGCCGGGUGAAAGAAAGCCUCUUUUAGUGUCUGCAGUGUGUGUUUGUUACAGUGUCUGUUGGUCAGCUGUGCAACUUCCUUGCAGUACUCAAGUUUUUUUUUUGUCUUGUGUUUUGACAAGCAGACAUUCCACAAUGUACUCGAGAUGCCUUGUACUUCAAAAAGGGCGGUCCUUCUGCGAAACAGAGUAAAAAAAAACGAGCAAGCAAUAGUAUAUGCAGCGUUUGACCCUCUUUCCGCGUGCUGGCAUUUGGCGUAGCCGAGGCAAUUGGGAGGGCGAUCCCCAUGACGUCCGGGGAGGAGUGUGAGGAGCAUAGUCGUUGACUGCUCGGCGCUUGGCUUGCCUAGGUGUCGCCGUGGUUACGGCCGCCUAGCGUUCCAUGCGUGUCGCUCACCCUCUCUCGCCAGUACUUUUGCCAAUGGCUCACCAUGCACAGUGCGUUGGGCCGAGCACUUUAUUCUUCUGUUCUCUCGACUUUUCCGUUUAGGUGGUGCCUUUCAUUCACACUUCAUGUGUUGCAUGUGCCAGAAACCAGGAUCUACUAGAAGAUUUGCGCCAUCCAAUUUUUCUUUUUUUUUAAACGUCAUUAGCGUUGCACAUUCAUGUUCCCCAUACUCUCCCAUAUUGAUUGAGAACGUUUGGGAGAACAGUCAGACGCUGUGUGUGAGUGUCUUGUGUAUGUGCGAGUGUCUUUCUUCUUUUUUUUAAAGACCAUUUACUUCUGAAAAACUGUAGUUGUAGUGCCAUUUUGGGCGCCAAGAAUGUAUACCUUCGCAGUGAAAAAAAAAAAGGUUCCCCCCAAUAUGUUGAAUGCCUUGCAGCGCUUGUUAAUGGGUGUCAGUUUCUUUUCAUUUUUUUUUUUCUUUUUCCAUUGCGGUCUUUCUCGUUGCUUUCACCUGCCUUUUGGGUGAGCAAGUCUCUUGUGGUGCACAAGUCGCCGUUUUUCAGGCCUCCUGCAUAAAGCAUUCCGGAUGUUUUUUUUUUUCUUUUUUUCUUUUAAUUCCUUUGAGACAGUCGCUACCAACCGAGCUUUUUAUACAGUUCACAUUUUUCUUUCCUCUGUUCAAAGUCCUCCUUUUUUUAAAAUCACGGCAGAUGUAUUGCAUUUGUUGCGGCAGCCCUAGGCACUGCCUUCGCGAAACUGCGCCUUUCGACUCGAAGGCGGUGAUGAAAAGACACCGCCGACAUGUCUUGGGACUUGCGCGAGAUUAGUUACGCUCAUUUUAUAUAAUGCACACCCAAAGAUGGCGAAAAUAUUUCUCCAGAGAACAAUUUUUUGACAUGUGAUGUUUGUUGUGUAAGAACAGCUUUGUUCAGCUGCUUUUUCGUGCUGUGCAGAUGAUUUCUUUCUUUUUUAAAUAUGUUUCUUGUCUCAGUGUUCGUGCAGCAUUUGUGGAAGCACUUACGUCUUUGCUGUGGACACACACACAUGCCCAUGUCUCAGCCCCUCACACACCUUCCCCACCCACUCCUCCAGUUGUUCUUUGGCGCCUCGCUAUCUCGGUGCAGCUGGAACAAUGCGGCCGCAGCGUUUUUUUCAAGAGAGGGGGCUCGUACGAUUGUGUCCGAAGAGUGUGGUUUACCCCUGACGUAGUCAUUUUUGCGCCCGUCUGCCACGCCUCUUCUCUUCCUGCCCCCUUUGACCACUUUUCCACAGUUCUCCCCCCCCCCCCUUUUGUGUGCUAGGAUGCAUGUACUACGACUUUAUAUCUCUGCAUACUAUGGCAUCGUGUAAAUUGGGUAAUAAAAAAACUAAAAAUUUCAGACAACCUACAA